Lytechinus variegatus (green sea urchin) is the source of this 4062-nucleotide messenger RNA. RefSeq names its product organic cation transporter protein-like. Gene Ontology annotation, cellular component: membrane. Lineage: Eukaryota; Metazoa; Echinodermata; Echinoidea; Temnopleuroida; Toxopneustidae. The record is from RefSeq and is a predicted model, not a curated record. The coding region runs from base 1285 to 3030 and encodes 581 amino acids. The transcript has 11 exons. Gene Ontology annotation, biological process: transmembrane transport. Gene Ontology annotation, molecular function: transmembrane transporter activity.
GUAAUACAUGAUGCCGUAAAGCAAUUCAACGAGUGCAUAGGCCUGUAUGUUGACCAACUUGACCUGGUUGUUUUAAUGAAGACAUGCCGUUUUCGUUAUUCGGCGAAGUAAAAGCCUUGACUUCUGUGGGUCACGGGGAAUGUGUUGUUUUAAUGGAAAUCGUACUAUCCUGUCAGAAUUAACCCAGAUGGAGUGAGUUUGAACUUGGACUUUUAGUGGUGGCUCAUAGGUUUCAUAUCCAAGAUUCGGAUAUUCUCCAAUUUUGAUUCCUUGUGUGUGGUUUAUCUUUAUUAGCAGUUACUUUUUUUAGGCCGAUUGUGGAAAUUCUGUUUAUGUUUCCCUUACGGUUUAAGAACUCGGCACGACAGGUUUCUGCUGCGCAUCCCCAAGAUGGCAUAACCAACUAGAUAGGAAACAUUUUACGCCGUGUCGACGUUCACCAGCCGUGGCUGAUACUAUAGACGAUAUAUUACUCUCGGACACCCUAAGAGGAGAUAAAUGACCGAGCGGGGAUUCGAACACUCACCGUCAUCAUGGAACCAACGCUCUAAAGACUAUCCCGUUUGGGUUUUUAUUUCCAUUUGUGCUUAUUUGAGAUCAAUGUGUGAAUUGGCACGACGUUCAGACGUUCUGAUUAAUCAACUGUUGUUGUUAAUUAAAGUUAUUAUCGCUGUUAGGUGGCCUAUAUGAAUAGGUAUACCUAUAUAGGAGGAAUCUGUGAAGCGACAAUAAAUUGAAUAUUAAUUGGAUUUAAUUAGAUUUUCAAUUAUCACAUGAAAAUGUUGGCGCCAACUUUUGCCUGAUAUUAGGACUAUGGUUGCUAAAUUGUUCAACUUUUCAACUUUUGCUGGUCCUGAUAUCCUUGUGUUCAUGGUGAACAGACCUAAAUUGCCAAUAAAAUUAUGAAGCAUCUUAGAUAUUCUCCAGGUUUCCCUUCCGAACAAUAAAAUUCAUCAUUUUCGACUGGGACGAAUAUGCGGGUAAGAGUGAAAGUUGAAACGAUGCCAUCGACUUCUAAGUCGAUAUGAUACGCCCUCGCUCUUUAUAUUUGUCUUGCCGAUAUUGUCUGUCAUUUCACUUUUGCCGGUUGUUGGUGUUCCUGAUCGUCUGAUGGGAGGGACGCAAGCACCUGUAUAGCCCUCACGUACGCGUUGAGUUCCGACUGCCAGGCGGAGGAGUCAGAACUAGACUGCUGGUUGGGUCUGUACCAACACAUUGCCACCUGAAAACAAGAAUUCGAACAUCAAAGGAUUGUGUUACGUAUUUAGCAUAUUUUUUAUCAAGAUGGAGUUGGAUGAAGUUUUGCACGAGCUCAAAGACUGGGGCAAAUACCAGACCAUGGCAUUCAUCCUCAUCACGAUAGCUGGAACUUGGUUCCCUGCUUGGCAGAUCUCUUCAUUGAGCUUUACCAUGGCCGAACAGGAGUACUACCACUGCACCCCUGCCCCAGGGACUUUCCCCAACGAAUCCCUAGUGUUACAGAACAGGACCGAUGAGGGCGCUGUAACAUUUGGCGUGGAGAGCUACGAGAAAUGCUUGAUGUAUGACAUCAUGGAGGGAGAGAUGAUCACGAACGAAACAGAAAUAGUUGGAUGUCAGUAUGGCUGGGACUACUACACAGUGUACCCAGAGGAGUCGACAGCAUUGAUGGAGAUGGACCUUGUAUGCGAUAAGGACAUUUGGGUGUCAACAGCACAGUCCAUUUAUUUCGCAGGGGUGAUGGUUGGAGCCUUCGGGGCGGGGCAGCUUUCGGAUAUAUUUGGACGAAAGAACGUCUUCAUUAUAUCUCUCAUCGGGGAAGGGAUAUGUGGACUGGUCCUCGCGUUUAUGUACAACUAUUAUGCUUUCGUUUCCAUCUGGUUUCUCGUGGGUAUGUUUGAAAAUGGGAUUAAUAUCGUGGAGUAUGUUCUUGUCGUCGAGAUGUUUACGCCCAAGAAGCGGACUGUGGCGGCGUGUAUCAACAAUAUCUCUUGGGGGCUGGGCAUCACUCUCUUGGGCCCUAUCGCAUGGCUUUUGAAAGAUUGGCGGUGGAUGCAGAUCGCUAUAUCUGUACCAUGUUUCAUAGGCAUUUUCUAUUUCUGGCUUAUCCACGAUUCCAUUCGAUGGCUUCUAUCGCGGGGUCGUUCCCGCGAGGCACAGGAAGUCGUCAAGAAGAUUGCGAGGUUCAAUGGUGUCGACCCCGUUCCCUGCUUAACCGAUUCCGACGACGACAUCGCAUUGACAAGGGAAACGUACGUGAAGAAGUCGCCGGAAGGGAUGUCGAAUGGAGAGUCUGAGAUAGGUGCCGGGGACGCCGAUAAGAAGGAAGAUCAAUUGAAGAAGGCUUCAUCGAUCGAGUCGUUGACGACGUUUUUCGGUGUACUCAAGAAAAGGAGGCUGUUGUUGAAUUCGAUUAAUAUGUUCUGUCAAUGGUUGAUGUGUAGCCUGGUAUACUACGGAUUCUUUCUGAACACCAGCGUCCUGGCUGGUGAUAAAUACCUCAACUUUUUCCUUCUUGGUCUUGUCGAGAUACCAGCCUACGCCCUCAUUACAUUAACACUUGUCAAAUGGGGAAGGCGAUCGACAUUAAUCGUGGCAAACUUGGUAGCUGCUGUCGCUUGUGUCAUCACAGCCUACGUUCCAGAGAAAUCAGAUGACGGAACGAAUUUACAGCCAAUUAUAAUUACAUUUGCCAUGAUUGGGAAACUUGGCAUAACCUGUAGUUUCGGCACAGUCUUCGUUUACGGAACCGAGAUUUUCCCCACGUCAAUUAGAAACGUCGGAUUCGGUCUGUGCUCAUUUUGGUCUCGCGUCGGUGGUAUCAUUGCUCCUUUUGUUAUUUUUAUCAACAAUAUCUACAAACCUGCUCCACUCCUAAUCUUUGGCGUUACGUCGUUCAUUUGUGGUGGCAUUGCUUUCUACCUACCCGAAACCCUGAACCGUCCGCUACCCGAAACGCUUGAUGAUGGUAACACGCUUCAUAAGACGAAACCCAUUCGCUCUAAUACAGAAUAUAUAGCGGGCGAGAGGAACUUGGCAGUAGAGACGUAGGUGAAGUUCCGGCUUGUGUCUAUCCGAUUAUUCCAUUCAGCUUCGUUCGAGAGACGCCCUCUACGUUUGUCCAAGUCGGGAUUCGGCGAUCACAUUCUACCUUUCUCCAUCGUCCAUAUAAUCCACAGGGUUGCUCUUAUACUCCUACUCCCAUGACCAGACUUUCAGCUCAACCCUUGCAAAACAGUCAGUUGACCAACAUUGGGGUCAAUCGAUGCUGGCUCUUAUUCAACAAUUUGGGCAUGUCCAUAUAACUAGAUCAUGGAGCGAUAUUGUCGGACUUGUCAAUAAGUUAGGGUGAUGUUACCAUAUUUGAUCGAUAUGAAAGAAUGGAAGUGGAAAACUAAAGCCCAUUGCGAUAUCUCCAAUGCCAAACUAAUCAGCUUCAUCAAACCCGAUCAAGGAAUUUCAGCCUUGUCCGUCCAGCUUGGCAGGUUAUUUGGUCGACCUUGAUCUGGCUCUCUCCCCAGCGCUCUGGCUCCCUACUCGAAUAUUCUGAACAUGUCCAAAAUGUUCGAGUGAGGGAAAAUGAAUUAAGAUUUAAAUUUCUAAUUUAAUGUCGAUCGAGGUAGAGUGAUAUCGAUAGCAGUAGAUUGACCCCGAUUUUCUUGUCGAGCUUAAUCAACUUCACUGCAAACAUAUUGAUCGAUCUUGAUAGAUCGUCGUCAGUGGGAACCUAGCCUGACAGUUCAACGGUUCAUUGAUAAUACCGGCAAGCAGAACAAAAAUGAAAAAGGUCUCCACGUGGAGAGAUUGCGUGAGCAUCACUAAAAAAUUUGGUCAGUAAAAACGUAAAAUGAACAUCAUAAUGAUAUUUUACAUGCAUGAUCAGCCCCCCCCCCUCACUUUCUACUCAGCCCCCACUCCCCAAUCAACAUUUCCAAACCGUUCCACUCAACCCCUCUGCCCAAUGAUGUUUGUAAAACUCAAUUGGAGUUCAGAGAAAAUUGUUAAGUCCUGCUUGGGUAAGGCUGUUGACUGAUUUUGUAUGGUUCAAAAAAAACCUCGAGCCCGUUUCAGAAAGCAUUGUUA